AUGCCUCACGCAACAGCAACCGUAAACGGCGUUCUCGUCGCCGAAACAGACUCGUAUGAAGUCGUUGACGGAAACAUCUAUUUCCCACCAAGCGCCAUAAAAGAAUCCCACUUCACCCCUACAAGCACAAAAACGCACUGCCCUUACAAGGGAGAAGCAAGCUACUACACCAUCACGACCAACAAGACCGAGGUCAAGGAUGCAGCAUGGUACUACCCAGAGCCGCUCGAGAGCAUGAACAAGAUCAAGGGAUAUGUCGCUUUUUACAAGCGCAUGGCGGAUAUCAAGACAGAAUAA
Molecule: messenger RNA, 297 nt
Organism: Bipolaris oryzae ATCC 44560
Lineage: Eukaryota; Fungi; Ascomycota; Dothideomycetes; Pleosporales; Pleosporaceae
Exons: 2
Coding region: 1-297 (98 amino acids)
Source: RefSeq, a predicted model, not a curated record